AUGUCUGAUUCUGAACAAUCUGUCAAGGUUCUAAAUGAACUAUUCGAGAAGCUCUCAGUUGCUACUGCAGAGACAAGAGAUGCCACCGCUGAUGAAAUCUCUUCCUUCUUGAACGGUAACAUCAUCGAACAUGAUGUUCCAGAGCAGUUCUUCAAGGAGCUACAAAAGUCAAUCAAGGACAAGAAGACUGCCGCCAACGGUUUGGCUGCUGUUGUCAGCAUUGCCAGCGCUUCCAACUUGUCUCCAGCUGUUGAGCCAUCCGUUGUUGAGUUGGUCCCAGAUAUUUGCGCUAAGGCCGGUGACAAGGACAAGGAUGUCCAAGCUAUUGCCGCUGCUGCUUUGAAGGCUGUCGUCAAGGCCAUCAACCCAGUUUCUGUCAAGAUCUUGUUGCCAUAUUUGACGACCGCUUUGGGUAACACCAACAAGUGGCAAGAAAAGGUUGCCGUCUUGGCUGCCAUUUCCGACUUGGUCGAUGCUGCCAAGGACCAAGUUGCCUUGAGAAUGCCUGAGUUGAUCCCAGUUUUGUCUGAAGCCAUGUGGGACACCAAGAAGGACGUUAAGGAAGCCGCCACCGCCACCAUCACCAAGGCUACCGAAACCGUCGACAACAAGGAUAUUGAGCGUUUCAUUCCAAAGUUGAUUGAAUGUAUCGCCAACCCUAACGACGUCCCAGAGACCGUCCACUUGUUGGGUGCCACCACCUUCGUUGCCGAAGUUACCCCAGCCACUUUGUCCAUCAUGGUUCCAUUGUUGUCCAGAGGUUUGGCCGAAAGAGAAACUUCUAUCAAGCGUAAGGCUGCCGUCAUCAUUGACAACAUGUGUAAGUUGGUCGAAGACCCACAAGUUGUUGCUCCUUUCUUGGACAAGCUAUUGCCAGGUUUGAAGAACAACUUCGCCACUAUUGCCGACCCAGAAGCCCGUGAGGUUACUUUGAGAGGUUUGAAGACCUUGAGAAGAGUCGGUAACGUCGGUGAAAACGAUGCCUUGCCAGAGGUUUCCCACGCUGGUGAUGUUUCUACCACCAGAGGUGUCUUGGAUGAGCUUCUAAAGGGUGAGAGCGUUGCUCCAAGAUUCUUGCCAGUUCUAAACUACAUUGCUGGUAUUGCCGGUGACUUGAUCGAUGAGAGAAUUAUUGACCAACAGGCUUGGUUCACUCACGUUCUACCAUACGCUACUAUCUUCUUGCACGAGAGACAAGCUAAGGAGAUCAUCGACGAAUUCAGAAAGAGAGCCGUCGACAACAUCCCAGUCGGUCCAAACUUCGAUGACGAAGAAGAUGAAGGUGAAGACCUAUGUAACUGUGAGUUCUCUUUGGCCUACGGUGCCAAGAUCUUGUUGAACAAGACUCAAUUGAGAUUGAAGAGAGCUAGAAGAUACGGUUUGUGUGGUCCAAACGGUGCUGGUAAGUCUACCUUGAUGAGAGCUAUCGCUAACGGUCAAGUUGAUGGUUUCCCAACUCAAGAAGAAUGUAGAACUGUCUACGUCGAACACGACAUUGACGGUACUCACUCUGAAACCUCCGUUCUAGACUUCGUUUUCCAAGGUAACGUUGGUACCAAGGAAGCUAUUACCGAAAAGUUGAGAGAGUUCGGUUUCUCCGAUGAAAUGAUCAACAUGCCAAUUGCCUCCCUAUCUGGUGGUUGGAAGAUGAAGUUGGCUUUGGCCAGAGCUGUGUUGAAGAACGCCGAUAUCUUGUUGCUAGAUGAGCCAACUAACCAUUUGGACACUGUUAACGUCGCUUGGUUGGUCAACUACCUAAACACCUGUGGUAUCACCUCUAUCAUUGUUUCCCACGACUCUGGUUUCUUGGACAACGUGUGUCAAUACAUUAUUCACUACGAGGGUUUGAAACUAAGAAAGUACAAGGGUAACUUGUCUGAAUUCGUCAAGAAGUGCCCAACUGCCAAGUCUUACUACGAGCUAGGUGCUUCUGACUUGGAAUUCAGAUUCCCAGAACCUGGUUACCUAGAAGGUGUUAAGACCAAGCAAAAGGCUAUCGUCAAGGUCGCUAACAUGUCCUUCCAAUACCCAGGUACCUCCAAGCCACAAAUCGAGGACAUUUCUUUCCAAUGUUCGCUAUCUUCCAGAAUUGCUGUCAUUGGUCCUAACGGUGCUGGUAAGUCCACUUUGAUCAAUGUCUUGACCGGUGAACUAUUGCCAACUACUGGUGAAGUUUACACUCACGAAAACUGUCGUAUUGCCUACAUCAAGCAACACGCUUUCGCUCACAUUGAAUCCCACUUGGACAAGACUCCUUCUGAAUAUAUCCAAUGGAGAUUCCAAACUGGUGAAGACAGAGAGACCAUGGACAGAGCCAACAGACAAAUUAACGAGGAUGAUGCUGAGGCCAUGAACAAGAUCUUCAAGAUCGAAGGUACUCCAAGAAGAAUUGCCGGUAUCCACGCCAGAAGAAAGUUCAAGAACACUUACGAAUACGAGUGUUCCUUCUUGCUAGGUGAAAACAUUGGUAUGAAGUCUGAAAGAUGGGUUCCAAUGAUGUCUGUUGACAACGCUUGGUUGCCAAGAGGUGAAUUGGUUGAAUCUCACUCCAAGAUGGUUGCUGAAGUCGACAUGAAGGAAGCUUUGGCUUCUGGUCAAUUCCGUCCUUUGACUAGAAAGGAGAUCGAAGAACACUGUGCUAUGUUGGGUCUAGACGCCGAACUGGUUUCUCACUCCAGAAUCAGAGGUUUGUCUGGUGGUCAAAAGGUUAAGUUGGUCUUGGCCGCCGGUACAUGGCAAAGACCUCACUUGAUCGUCUUGGAUGAACCUACUAACUAUCUAGACAGAGACUCUUUGGGUGCUUUGUCUAAGGCUUUGAAGGCUUUCGAGGGUGGUGUUAUCAUCAUUACUCACUCUGCUGAGUUCACUAAGAACUUGACUGAGGAAGUCUGGGCCGUUAAGGAUGGUAAGAUGACUCCAUCUGGUCACAACUGGGUUACUGGUCAAGGUUCUGGUCCAAGAAUCGAGAAGAAGGAGGACGAAGAAGACAAAUUCGAUGCUAUGGGUAACAAGAUCUCUGCUGCCAAGAAGAAGAAGAAGUUGUCUUCUGCUGAACUAAGAAAGAAGAAGAAGGAAAGAAUGAAGAAGAAGAAGGAAUUGGGUGAUGCUUACGUUUCUUCCGAUGAAGAGUUCUAA
Lachancea fermentati is the source of this 3135-nucleotide messenger RNA. NCBI's taxonomy places the organism in Eukaryota, Fungi, Ascomycota, Saccharomycetes, Saccharomycetales, Saccharomycetaceae. The record is from the annotation of a GenBank genome assembly.